AUGACCACUACUUUUGAUAGCAACGACAUUAUCUUAAAUGACCCUCAACAACAACAACAACAACAACAACAACAACAACAACAACAACAACAACAACAACAACAACAACAACAACAGCAGCAGCAGCAACAGCAGCAUGAAUUGCCCCAUUUCACUGUUGACGAAUACGAAUCAGAGUUGAAUUACUUUUAUGAUUACGAUCAAGACAUGGCUGAAGCAGUCAAUGAAGCUGAAUACCAAGAUUACUGCUAUCAACAAGAACAACAAGAGGAAGAAACUGACCUCAUGGAUGAUAGUCUUUUAAAGCUCAUUGUCGAUGUUCAAUCCUAUCUCUCUGAAGCCCCUACGGAUUCCCCUCUUUUUGCUCUUCAAUACAAAAUGUACACUUAUCUCAAACAGCGUGCUUUUGAGAUGGGAAUGGAAAUCCCACCUUCCUUUUAA
Molecule: messenger RNA, 441 nt
Organism: Mucor velutinosus
Lineage: Eukaryota; Fungi; Mucoromycota; Mucoromycetes; Mucorales; Mucoraceae
Product: RNA helicase
Exons: 1
Coding region: 1-441 (146 amino acids)
Source: RefSeq, a predicted model, not a curated record